CCAGAGCAUCCCUACACGCUCGAGCAGCUGAAUGUAGUGCAGGAGGAAUGCAUCGACGUAGAGUACCACGGUAGGUCGGCCACGAUCAUCAUCAAGUUCACACCGACCGUGCCACAUUGCAGCUUGGCCACAUUGAUCGGUCUGUGCCUACGAACAAAGCUCGAACGAGACCUCCCACAGAAGUGCAAGAUCGACAUCUUCGUGACGCCAGGGACUCACGGAACAGAGAACGAAAUCAACAAGCAGAUCAACGACAAGGAGCGAAUAGCAGCUGCGCUCGAGAACCCCUACCUCAAACCGCUGGUCGAAGAGUGUAUUAAAGAGACAGAGUACUAG
Molecule: messenger RNA, 336 nt
Organism: Acanthamoeba castellanii str. Neff
Lineage: Eukaryota; Discosea; Longamoebia; Acanthamoebidae
Exons: 5
Source: RefSeq, a predicted model, not a curated record